AAAGGGAGGGACAGAGGAAAAGAAUAGAGGGGAAGAGUCUCUUAUUCCUAGGAACGAGUGUAGUGACAGUUCUGGUGGAAGGGGCUUUGGAGCUGGUGCCUUGUGGGAGAGGAGACAAUGGUGGACGUCUCUGCAUGCUUUCAAGGGCUGUGAGGAGAGGAGGAGGGCUGGAUAUUGAAGCACAGGGAUCACUGGAGAGCUGCACUGCGCAAAGAUGGGAGCUGAAAUGACAAUGGAGUUUUUUAAGCAGCUUGGUUCUUAGAAGAGGGGGAUUCUUGGAGUUUGGAAACUAACAGGGAUAAGGAUUGUGGCAUGUAAAUCUCAGUUUGGAACAAGAGGAAGGCAGAUGUGACUACAGGCCGAGCCCAUGGCAUCCCCGCAGUCCCUUACCCCACAUCCUACAGAGUCUAUGCCCACUGGAGUGGCUCAGACACCCCAGCAGGAGGAGGAAGAGGAUGAUGAAGACGAGGAGAUGGGAGAGAAGUUUCAGUUUGAUGAUAGUGAAGAAGAAGAACACAAUGCUGCUGGAAACUCUGGUGGAAAUAAAACGUUAGGAGUUCCCCCUGCUGAAGCCCAGCCUUCUCAGGGUCCCAGUGGCAUUAUCAUGGCCUCGAAUGCACUUUACAGUCAAGCUAUGAAGCGUGUCUCAUCCGGUCUUUAUCAGGAAAUAAAUGGAGGGACCUCUGCUGGUCAGGAGUACCAAACUAUUCCUCCACAUUUAACAAGCCCAGAUUUGGUUGCAAGACAGUCUCCUGAUGGGAGUUCUGUUUCUGCUGAACCUCGAGCCACAGAGGAGACCAAGAGCACAUGGAAGAGAAACACCAUUUAUGAAGGUUUCUAUGCAGGAUCUGAGAGCUACUAUACGCCUGUCAUUAAGAAGGAUGUUCUCAUGUUUGCUCAGUCAGCUCAAGUACCAGCUCGCUCUCAGGAAUGGUUCAGUGUGGUGUCAGAACUCACACUGCGGCUGCAUAAAGGAAAACCUGCAAUAGGAACAGAGGGAAAUGUGGCCUCAUCCACACCAGAGAUGAACCUCGCCCCAGCCCCUCGCUCUGAGGUGAUCUAUGAUGACGUCCCCUGUGAGAAUAUCCCCUCUCCUGAUGCAGGCAAUGAUACGAUCUAUGAGGAUGUUCAGAGGCAUGAUGAGUCAGCAGGGAUGUUGGAUAAUGGCUGGAGCUCCAGUGAGUUCGAAAGCUAUGACGAGCAGUCGGACACCGAGAUCAAGCAGCCGGCCCGCAGCAAGAUUUCUCCGGACGUACGGCGCCUAAAGGAGCGUUGUGUCCGGACCAAGCGUGAGCUGGCCAUGCGGUUAGUGGCUCCAGACGUCAGCCAGAUCAAACAGUCCUAUGACAUCAAGGUUCAACAGCUCAUGAAAGCUGCCCGGAACGGCACUAAGGAUGGCCUGGAGAAGACGAAAAUAGCCAUGAUGCGCAAAGUCUCCUUCCUGAAUAAAAAAGAGAUCAUAGAUGACACAGAAGAUGAUUCUGGUUACCUGGAUGUGACUGUUUCUGAAGUGAAGCAUCCACCACCACAGCUGUGUCCCAUGCCAGAGGGCCUCAAUAGCCAACAGAUCGUAAGGCGUCAUAUUCUUGGCUCUAUUGUCCAGAGUGAGAUAAGCUACUUGGACUCCCUCAAAAGGAUCCUGCAAGAUUACCAGAAGCCGUUACUGGAGGCAGAGCCACGUAUACUCAGCUCUAAGAAAAUCCAGCCCAUUUUCUAUCGGCUCAAAGAGAUCCUGCAGUGCCAUGCCAUGUUCCAGAUUGCUCUGGCCUCCCGCGUGGCAGAGUGGGACUGUACAGAGACCAUCGGCGACCUCUUUGUAGCCUCAUUCUCAAAAUCAAUGGUGCUGGAUGUGUACAGUGAUUAUGUCAACAACUUUACCAAUGCGAUGGCUCUUAUCAAGAAGGCCUGUAUGUCUAAGCCAGCAUUCCUGGAGUUUCUCAAGAAGAAGCAGGCUGCCAGCACCGACAGAAUCACCCUUUAUGGGCUUAUGGUGAAACCAAUCCAGCGCUUUCCACAGUUUAUUCUCCUACUGCAGGACAUGCUGAAGAACACCCCGGCCGGGCACAGUGACAGGCUGCCGCUGCAGCUGGCUCUGACCGAGCUGGAGACGUUGGCGGAGAAGCUGAACGAGCAGAAGCGCUUGGCUGAGCAGCUCUCUGAGAUCCAGCAGCUCGCACGCAGCAACAGCGACCGGGCCCUAAGCAAGCAACUAAAUGCAGACCAGAAGCAGCUGAUUUUGUGUGAAACGCUGAUCGAGACCGUCUACGGGGAGAAGGGUCAGGUUCUCAAGUCCAAGGAGCGUAAAGUCUUUCUCCUCAACGAUAUGCUCGUCUGCGCAAACAUCAAUUUAAAAUACAUUUCAAGUGGCAUUGAUUGCGUCAUUGAUGAGCCAAGGGGCCCUCCGGAUAUCAGCAGCCUGGUCCCUGUUGGUCCAAAGUACACGGUGAAGUGGAGCGCACCUCUGCAGCAGGUUCAAGUGGUGGAGGUGGGCCAGGAGAACCCCCAGAACAACGACAGCAUUUAUCAGCCCAGUGGGAACAGACGUCUGAGCUCUGCCAACACACAAGGCAAGCUGUUCCUGGGGCCGCCGAGGUUGUAUCAGGAGCUGCAGGAGCUUCAGCAUGACCUUUCAGUGGUGGAGGAGGUCACGCUGCUCGUGGGCACUCUGCAAGGAGCUUAUCAGAAUCUUAACACCACGGUGGGGCAGGACUGGUGCCUGGCCCUGCAGAGGCUCAUCCGCAUCAAAGAAGACGAGAUCCAGUGUGCCAACAAGUGCUGUCUGAGACUCAGGGUGCCUGGCAAGCCUGACAAGUCUGGCCGUCCAGUGAGUUUCACAGUGGUUUUCAACACUCCCAGCCCAAUCAGUAAAAUCUCAUGGGUCAAUCGUUUGCAUCUGGCUAAGAUCUCUCAGAGGGAGGAGAACUUGCCCGGCUGGGUUUGUGCAGAGGAUGAUGAGAAGAAUAAGCCUCCGUUCUGGUGCCCGUUACUGGCCUGUCGUGUGCCUGUGUUCUCUCCCAAAGCACAAGAUCAGAAGCUACAGAUGGCCCUUCACAACCCAGUCCAUUGUGCUCUGCUUGGGUUUUCUGCUGCCAGUACUUCUUUGCCUCAAGGCUAUCUGUGGGUGGCCAGUGGUGGAGAUGACACCCAUGGGCAGGUGGAGAUUUUCUCUCUGAACAGAUCCACUCCACGCUCAGUCAAGAGCUUCCCUCUGGGCUCUCCAGUGCUGAGCCUCGAGUACGUGACGGAACCCAGCGCCGCGGAGGAGGAGGAGGGACAGGCCGUUGAGGGACCUGCCAGGAUUGGAAACACCAUCUGUGUGGGGUUACAAGAUGGCAGCAUUCUAGUGUACGGCAGUGUGGACACUGCUGCCCAGUGCCUCCUGACCUUCCGUAAUCCUGAGGGUUGUCCUGUCCUGUGCCUAAAACACUCUGAAGACUGUCUCUUUGCUGGACUGACUAAUGGAAAAGUCGUGGUUUAUAGCAGAAAGGCUGGAGAGACAUUGUGGGAUCUGGACUCCAGCAGACUGGUGGUGGUGGGAUAUGCGCCUGUGCUCAAACUCCUUAAGAUAGAUCAGUGCGUGUGGGCUAGCUGCGCAAAUCAAGUCGCUGUCAUCGAGGGUGAAAAUCUCAGCACGCAGAGCUUUGAAGCUCACCCGGACCCGAUGGUGAACGUGACACAUAUGGUGCGUGCAGGGGGAGGGGUGUGGAUGGGGUUCUCGGAGGGUUCCUCACUACGCCUCUUCCACACUGAGACUCUGGAGCUCCUGCAAGAGAUAAACAUCUCAACACGCUCAGCCUACCUGAGCCCAGGUCAAAAGACUGUGUGUGUCACCAGCCUUCUUAUCUGCCAGGGUCUGCUGUGGGUGGGCACUGCUCAGGGCAUCAUUGUCACUCUGCCAGUACCCAAACUGGAGGGCAUCCCUAAAAUAACAGGUAAAGGUAUGACCUCGCUGAACGCUCACAACGGCCCAGUGGAGUUUCUGGUGGCCACCUGCAGCACUUUGUCCCCAGACUUGCUGAAGAGGGACUCUCUGGUGGAUGGGAUGGACUCUGGCAGUGAAGGAGAGGACAGGGACAGGAGCCAUUCGUCCCAGGAGUCGCUGAAAGAGCAACUUCAGCAGCAGCAGCAACAGGAGGACGGUUCUCCGCAGAGGGAGCACAAACCCAAAGGGGUUUUACUGCAGUACCGCCUGCGCUCCACCUCCCAGCUCCCCGGCAAACUCCUGACCGCCCAGCCUGAGGAAGCCUCCAACUCCUCGCAGGAGUCUCUGGAGCACACGCUGGAGGACGGCUCCAUCUACGAGCUGAGCGACGACCCCGAGGUUUGGGUCAGGGGCCCGGGGCCGUCCGCCAAGGAGGGAACGCGCAGGGAGAGGGUGAUGUCAGCCGCUGUUAUAUCAGGAGGACGAGGCUUCCGCAGACUCACCGUGGCUGGCUCCGCCUCCUCCUCUUCAUCUGGCGCCAAUGACAAUGCGCUUAUGGUCUGGCAGCUCCCGCUCACAGUCUGACUGAAGCGAUGACAAGUGACAGACUAGAAAGACUAGAAGAUAGAUGCUGACUUGGUCUUUGUGAGACAGGAGAUUGAAGAAACACUGAAGGACAGAGAGAAUAAAUGCUUUUGUUUGUACAUUCCAAACCACUUGCAGACACUUCCGACAGGAUAUCAGCAGCACACCACUCCUCUACUGCAUCGCUUAUAAGCAGUGGAAUGGAAUCUCUCUUGCUACGUUUCUAAAUGUCAAAAAUGAUUGAAUCUGAUUACAUCCCCAUGUUGCAUGGAGAGGUUCUUCUAGAUGGAACAUACUCAAAAAGGCCAAGACCCAUCAAACCUCUUGCAUUAUGGAAAAAGGGUAUUUUAGUGGCACAUCACUGCGGAUGUACAGUAUAUACGUAUACAGUAGAAGUCCAAAGAAAGACAGAGGAGUAAAAAAAAAAAAAAAAAAAAAAAA
Molecule: messenger RNA, 4948 nt
Organism: Astyanax mexicanus (Mexican tetra)
Lineage: Eukaryota; Metazoa; Chordata; Actinopteri; Characiformes; Acestrorhamphidae
Gene: arhgef10lb
Product: Rho guanine nucleotide exchange factor (GEF) 10-like b
Exons: 31
Coding region: 368-4507 (1379 amino acids)
Biological process (GO): actin cytoskeleton organization; positive regulation of stress fiber assembly; SREBP signaling pathway
Cellular component (GO): cytosol
Molecular function (GO): protein binding; guanyl-nucleotide exchange factor activity
Source: RefSeq, a predicted model, not a curated record